UGCUUUCCACAAACAACAAGUGUCUGUUCCCUCAGUUCAGUCUCUGUUCUGUUCUACUGUGGAGUGGAAAAGUGGAGAGGAGAGGAGUUCACAGGAGCUGCAUGUCCAAACCUCACAACUAGCUUAAGGACCAAGGGGUUUGGACCAACCCUAUGAGCAAAAAGACGCUGAAAAGACAUCUCUUUGGUUGAAAAGACGUUGAGAAUACAUAUUCUCAACCAUUUUCUGCACACUGGGAAGCUACCCUGGGACUAGUCUCUUGUGACAGUCUGAAAUCGAAUAUCUGAUUUGCUUCUGGUAGGUGCCAACAUUACCCAGACACAGGACAAGAAGACAUGCUGUGACGAGGAAGAGGCUCUUUAUAUUUUGGAUUAGCAGCAGUAGCGGAUGCGGAGGGCGAGGCCACUGAGGCCGCAGUGUUUAGAAACAGAAUUGUAAUGGCUGUUCAAACUGCAAUCAUGAACUCUCCGUUCGUAAACUUCUGUUUCCCGGUCAUGAUGGAGUAUGACAUGGGUCAGAGCCUGGACGGGAGUCCGCUGGAGGAGAGUGAGGAGAGAGGAGAAUACAGGGAAACCACCAGGAGUCUGGACGGGAGUCCGCUGGAGGAGAGUGAGGAGAGAGGAGAAUACAGGGAAACUACCAGGAAUCUGCUCAGCUUCAUAGACUCGGCCUCCAGCAACAUCAAACUGGCUUUGGACAAGCCAGUCAAGUCCAAAAGGAAAGUCAACCACCGCAAGUACCUGCAGAAGCAGAUCAAGAGAUGUACAGGCUUCAUCAGUCCAACAGGGAACCCAGCAGCAGCUCCAGGGGCCAACAAGAGAAAAGUCUCAGGCUUUCCCACCCAGACCCAGACCCAGAUCCAGCCUCAGACCCAGCUUCAGACCCAGCCCAGCCCAUUCCAGCAAGGCAAACCUGUCCACAAGCGAGACGGGCUACAGGCCAACCUCCAGACCAAGAGCCUGGCUGCCCUCUUUAACUCUGUCAAGGAGCCUGUCAAGGGGGAGCGAGCCAAGAAGCCUCCCCUGAGGCACCGUAACCUUCCCCCAUCCUUUUUCACUGAGCCGGCCAACACGACCACCACCUCUCGAGUCACGUCCACCUCGGGCAUGUUCCUGGGUGAUCUGGAACGGGGAGUGGGGAACCCGGACUUCUUUGACCUGCUGGGGCCAGACUACAGUAACAUGCUCAGUGAUCAGGACGUGUUUCAGACUCGCGGCCUGCCCAGUAGGAUCAUCGACCAGGACAUGUUUCAGACUCGGGGCCUGCCCAGUAGGAUCCUCCAGCACCAGCAGACUCAGGACAUAACAGACCAGGUAUCGCCCUACGACCCUCACCAUCUAGUGGGAGGAUUCUUGUAUACAGAGCCUUGGAGUACCUCUUCUCCUUCUAAGAAGGCAGGGGAGGGCGUACGGACGGGCCCAGGAACCCAGACACCCCUGUACUGCCAAUCAGGAGAGGGCGUACGGACGGGCCCAGGAACACAGACACCCCUGUACUGCCAAUCAGGAGAGGGCGUACGGACGGGCCCAGGAACACAGACACCCCUGUACUGCCAAUCAGGAGAGGGCGUACGGACGGGCCCAGGAACACAGACACCCCUGUACUGUCACUCUGUGUCUGACUCCUCUGCGACAGGGUCUACAGAGGAUAGUAACUCACUGUGCACUCUGGCCUUUCCCAACUUCUUCCCAGACUGCUCUGUGUCUCAGGUCUCAUAUGGUCUGAGUUGUGGUGGCUACAACACAAAGGGUUUCUCUUCUCUCUGAUAAGACAUCGCUUCCCUGUCUGAGACUACAAGUUGAGUAGUUCUGGUCCAAAAUGUUAGUGUGACUUGCUAUUGACCAGAGCUACAGAUUGAGAUACUGUCUAAUCGUAUUUGUAACGUACACCUUUUCCAGCAGGUAUAAAAAGUGCAGUGAAAUACUUGUGUGUUAGAGCUCCCUCGACAACGCAGAACAUUUCAUCAAUAAUCAUGUAAUAACAAGUAGUAGAAGUAAGAGACCAGGUAGUAUGCAUAUUGAUCAUGUAGGUAUAUACAAAUAUAAAGUGGGUAGUGGAAUUAAUAGUAUAUAAUAAAACAGUAGCAUUGAUUGUGUGUGUGUGUGUGUGUGUGUGUGUGUGUGUGUGUGUGUGUGUGUG
Molecule: messenger RNA, 2139 nt
Organism: Oncorhynchus kisutch (coho salmon)
Lineage: Eukaryota; Metazoa; Chordata; Actinopteri; Salmoniformes; Salmonidae
Gene: fam181b
Product: family with sequence similarity 181 member B
Exons: 1
Coding region: 438-1766 (442 amino acids)
Source: RefSeq, a predicted model, not a curated record